CCUCGUCCUCCUCUCCGUGUUGUUGUUCUCGGUGACGCGGCGGAGGUGUAGCCUGACGCGGUCUCUUACGUGUCGGUCUGAAUAAAAGUGGAGCUCCGUAGACCCGGGAGUGACGAAGCGAGUCUGUGUUGGGCCAACAAAGAGAUCAUGGCGGCGCCUGUUGCAGCAGCAGAGCCUCACAAAAUGAGUCAGUCUCUGCAAGGCUGAGACAUAGGUUUUUUUUAAUUCAGAGCCUUUAAAUGAAGAUGGAAGCCGGUACAGAGGUGCAGCAGAGCGGCGAGGCGGCGGUCUCCGAGUCCGAAGCGCAGCAGAUCACCCUCACCCAGGCGCCCAUCACAGCGGGCCAGGGUCAGGGGGUCACCAUCGUACAGCUACCUAACGGUCAGACGGUGCAGGUCCACGGCGUGAUCCAGGCCGCUCAGCCGUCUGUCAUUCAGUCACCGCAGGUCCAGGCUGUCCAGAUUUCCACCGUGGAGAGCGAGGAUUCGCAGGAGUCUGUAGACAGCGUCACAGAUUCGCAGAAGAGGAGAGAAAUCCUCUCCAGGCGGCCAUCCUACAGGAAGAUCCUGAACGACCUCUCCUCAGACGCUCCCGCUGUGCCCCGGAUCGAGGAGGAGAAGUCAGAGGACGACUCGGGUCCAGCCAUCACCACUGUAACCAUGCCCACUCCCAUCUAUCAGACCAGCAGCGGCCAGUACAUCGCCAUCACUCAGGGCGGGGCCAUCCAGCUGGCCAGUAACGGCACAGACGGCGUGCAGGGCCUGCAGGCGCUCACCAUGGCCAACGCCGCCGCCACGCAGCCCGGGACGACCAUCCUGCAGUACGCUCAGACCAGCGACGGCCAGCAGAUCCUGGUUCCCAGUAACCAGGUGGUGGUUCAAGCUGCUUCAGGCGAUGUCCAGGCCUACCAGAUCCGGACUGCUCCGACCAGCACCAUCAGUCCAGGGGUAGUCAUGGCAACCUCUCCCGCAUUGGGAUCAUCAGGAGGUACAGAGGAAGUAACACGGAAAAGGGAGGUUCGACUGAUGAAGAACAGGGAGGCAGCCCGGGAAUGUCGCAGGAAGAAGAAGGAAUACGUUAAGUGUCUGGAGAACCGGGUGGCCGUGCUGGAGAACCAGAACAAAACCCUCAUCGAGGAACUCAAAGCCCUCAAAGAUUUGUACUGCCACAAAUCGGAGUAGAGGGGGGAGGAGGAGGGGUCCCCAUGUACAGAGACUCAGCUCAGAGCCACGCAUCCAGAGGCCACGCCUCCUUUUCUACUUCCCCCGCUUUCUAAAAAAAACAAACAAACCCAACAAACUGCUGAUUAAUCUGAGCAGGAAUCACUGGGACAGAAUUAGCCCCGCCCCCCCAUUGGUUCCCCUAGAAACAGAGGACAUUUCCAGGAAAGCAUUCCAGUCACUGGUGUCCCAGUUUAAACUGGGACAGAAUCACCAGCAGAGGAUGGAUGAGGGGGGGGUGUAUUUGACCUGUUACCCUGAACUGGAGGUGGGAUGCCAUGUUUUUUUUUUUUUUUUCUGCAUUAAUCUGCCUUUUUAUUUACUUUUUAGGACAAACGGCUAAACAUGAACUCAGCUUUAAACUCAGUAUUAAAACCUUUGUUGUUUUUUUGUUUUGUUCUUAAAGGAAAAUUAAUCUAUUCAGUUUUUAAAAAGACUCAUAAACAGAAUAAAUCAGGGUGAGAAAGUAAAGAUGUUUGCUAACUUAGGAGGCAGAAAGCGGUUAUUCUAGAUGAGUUUUUCUUCUUUUAAAAGGAAAGUGAAUCUAAAAAAAAUGUGCUCACUUUUAUUUUUGCUGUAUUUAGUUGUUUUAUUAAACAAAAGUAAGCAUGUCGGGUUAAAAAUGGCUUUUAUACAUAUGAACUUAACGGUUGGCAAGAGUUUUGAAAACAGGUUCUGAUUUUGACGGAAAAAACUGAGAAAUUGGGGCAAGUUCGAGAAAAAUGGGGAAAAAUGUACAACUUAAAGAAGCGCUAAUGUUUUUUUUUUUUUUACUAAAUCCAUUGAUUGAAACAUUUGCUGCUAAAACCUAGUUUUAAAAUAUAAACAAUUAGUGAAGGUGCAGCGAUAUGAAAAUCUGGGCCAAUAUUUCUAGAUACAAACUGCACUGCCUCACUGUCACAUGAACGGUCCCCGUUCCACUGAUUGGACCGGUACCGAUAUUUUCAAACAGUCCAACAUUAGAGCACCAAUUUUAACACCAAUAAAUCCUAAAUCCCACGGUUUUAAAGGGGUCAUUUCUGUUAUAAACAACCUUUUAGCGAACAAUAUGCCUCGGUUUUUGGGGAAUAUGGGGGGAAAUCUGUUCCAUUAUUGUUGCAAGCAAUAUAUACAAGUUUUUUAAAAGUAAAAUAAU
Messenger RNA from Cyprinodon variegatus (sheepshead minnow), 2355 nucleotides. RefSeq names its product cyclic AMP-responsive element-binding protein 1-like. The coding region runs from base 240 to 1181 and encodes 313 amino acids. Lineage: Eukaryota; Metazoa; Chordata; Actinopteri; Cyprinodontiformes; Cyprinodontidae. Gene Ontology annotation, molecular function: DNA-binding transcription factor activity, RNA polymerase II-specific; protein binding; cAMP response element binding. Gene Ontology annotation, biological process: regulation of transcription by RNA polymerase II. The transcript is spliced from 9 exons. Gene Ontology annotation, cellular component: nucleus; ATF4-CREB1 transcription factor complex. The record is from RefSeq and is a predicted model, not a curated record.